Myotis brandtii (Brandt's bat) is the source of this 1068-nucleotide messenger RNA. It is a transcript of the gene ATP6V0C, whose product is annotated as ATPase, H+ transporting, lysosomal 16kDa, V0 subunit c. The transcript is spliced from 3 exons. Gene Ontology annotation, biological process: proton transmembrane transport. The record is from RefSeq and is a predicted model, not a curated record. Lineage: Eukaryota; Metazoa; Chordata; Mammalia; Chiroptera; Vespertilionidae. Gene Ontology annotation, molecular function: proton-transporting ATPase activity, rotational mechanism. Gene Ontology annotation, cellular component: proton-transporting V-type ATPase, V0 domain. The coding region runs from base 1 to 534 and encodes 177 amino acids.
AUGCACUGCAACCAGGAGAAUUCCAGCAAAGGCUUCAUGAAGACAGAGGCCCUGGGCCCCAGGCUGAAGCUGCUGAAUUUGUGUCAGAGCUACCGCCAAGGUUCUGGCUCCAGAUGCCUGGGCUCACUUUGCCUCCUCCCAACAGCCUUGGGUGCUGCCUAUGGUACCGCCAAGAGUGGCACUGGCAUCGCGGCCAUGUCUGUCAUGCGACCAGAGCUGAUCAUGAAGUCCAUUAUCCCAGUGGUCAUGGCUGGCAUUAUUGCCAUCUAUGGCCUGGUGGUGGCAGUCCUUAUCGCCAACUCCCUGAAUGAAGGCAUCAGUCUCUACAGGAGUUUCCUCCAGCUGGGCGCUGGUCUGAGUGUGGGCCUCAGUGGGCUGGCAGCUGGCUUUGCCAUUGGCAUUGUGGGUGACGCCGGUGUGCGGGGCACUGCCCAGCAGCCCCGACUAUUCGUGGGCAUGAUCUUGAUCCUCAUUUUCGCAGAGGUGCUGGGUCUCUACGGUCUCAUCGUCGCCCUCAUCCUCUCCACAAAGUAGCUCCUCUCAAAGCCCACCAGCCACAGGAUAUGAUGUAAAGACCACCCCCUCCUCAUUCCAGAAUGAACAGCCUGAUACACAUGCACGGGGCAGCUGCCCCCUCUACCCCCAAGUAGUUGGUCUUGUAAAUGCGCAGUGUCCUAGUGCCCAUUGUCUGUUGCCCCCACCCGCCCCGUGCCGUGGACAUCUGGGCCCACUCAUCAUCACCCAUCCAGGUCCCCCAACCAGUGAGGAUGGUGGCUUCUAGCCACCCCCACCUAUUUACCUGCCCUAGAGUGCUCUGUGUAUAGGGAUGAAUUCAAGUUGUCGUUUUCACUGGAUGUUUAUUUAUCAAGAUUUGACCUGUUCGCAAGUCUGUGGAGCAGCCCUACAGUCUCCCAACUAUAAUAAUUUUAUAGUGUCGCUUUGUGGGGUUACCGUGUGCCCUGAGAUUUUCUGUAUGGAACCACUGUCCUCCAGCCCUAGCUGCGGGGCCAUGAGCUGGGCCUGCCAGGCCCAGAGCCGGGUCCAAUAAAAUUCUCGGAUGUGACUGGA